Seriola dumerili (greater amberjack) is the source of this 6999-nucleotide messenger RNA. RefSeq names its product ELAV like RNA binding protein 3 (gene elavl3). Bases 380 to 1534 code for a protein of 384 amino acids. The record is from RefSeq and is a predicted model, not a curated record. Gene Ontology annotation, cellular component: ribonucleoprotein complex. Gene Ontology annotation, molecular function: RNA binding. The transcript has 8 exons. NCBI's taxonomy places the organism in Eukaryota, Metazoa, Chordata, Actinopteri, Carangiformes, Carangidae.
GCAGGGAAUUACACACAAAAACAGCAGAACCAGAACACCCUCCCCUGGACACACCCUGCUGAGGAUCACUGCUUCUCUUUUUUUCUGAACCAUCGCCCACGCCACACGGAGAGAACGCUCUCCCUCAUCAUCAUCCAGUAGAAAACCCCUUUCUCCUCAUUUUCAUCCUAUAGAGGACACCUACAAUCUCAGAGGGCUGAGAUCCCCUGGCGAAGAUUGUAUUUUUUUCCUUUUUUUCUUUUUUUUUUCUUUUAAUUUGGACUCCUGACAGAACAUAAGGGCCAUAUAACAUAAAGGCCGAAGAGCACAUAGAGACUCAGCCUUCAGCUUCAAGACCAGUGCAAAGAAGGACCUAGAUUUCUUUCAUUGUACGUCAAGAAUGGUUACUAUAAUCAGCACCAUGGAAACCCAGGUGUCCAACGGUCCAAGCGGAACCAGUCUGCCAAACGGUCCAGUCAUCAGUACCAACGGCUCCACGGACGACAGCAAAACCAACCUGAUCGUUAACUAUCUGCCUCAGAACAUGACCCAGGAAGAAUUCAAAAGUUUGUUUGGUAGCAUCGGAGAGAUUGAGUCCUGCAAGCUAGUCAGAGACAAGAUAACAGGUCAGAGUUUGGGAUAUGGCUUCGUAAACUAUGUGGAUCCAAAUGAUGCAGACAAGGCCAUCAACACGCUCAAUGGUCUCAAACUACAGACUAAAACAAUCAAGGUAUCAUAUGCCCGGCCAAGCUCGGCUUCUAUUCGUGAUGCCAACCUUUAUGUGAGUGGACUCCCCAAGACCAUGAGCCAGAAAGACAUGGAACAGCUGUUCUCCCAAUAUGGUCGCAUCAUCACAUCCCGCAUCUUAGUGGACCAAGUUACAGCAGGCAUAUCACGAGGAGUGGGCUUCAUCCGGUUUGACAAGCGAAAUGAAGCAGAGGAGGCCAUCAAAGGUCUGAACGGACAGAAGCCUUUGGGUGCCGCUGAGCCCAUCACUGUCAAGUUCGCCAACAACCCCAGCCAGAAGACAGGCCAGGCCUUACUGACUCAGCUCUACCAGACUGCUGCCCGCCGCUACACGGGGCCCCUGCACCACCAGACUCAGCGUUUCAGCGUGAUCCCUUCACUUGGAAAGGGACCUGAUCCAAAUAACAGCUCAAAACCAAUACUCGACAAUUUACUAAACGCCAGCUACGGAGUCAAGAGCUCUCCUACUCUCUUCCCCAGAUUCUCGCCCAUCACCAUUGACAGCAUGACCAGCCUUGCCGGGGUCAACCUUACUGGUCCAACUGGAGCCGGCUGGUGCAUCUUUGUGUACAACCUGUCCCCUGAGGCGGACGAGAGCGUCCUGUGGCAGCUCUUUGGGCCGUUCGGCGCCGUCACCAAUGUCAAGGUCAUCCGUGACUUCACCACCAACAAAUGUAAGGGCUUUGGCUUUGUCACCAUGACCAAUUACGAUGAAGCCGCCAUGGCCAUCGCUAGCCUUAAUGGCUACCGCCUGGGUGACCGCGUGCUGCAGGUUUCCUUCAAGACCAGCAAGCAGCACAAGGCCUGAGAGAGAGGCUGCUGGCACCAGCUCCUUCGACCUGCAGGGAGAGCAACCUGAGCUCCCUGUGCCAUCACUCUACAUGGGCCUGGACUGAGUCUCUCUCUGACACAUUCUCACACAAAUUCAUAAUAUAUUAUUACAAACACAGACAUGCAGAUAAACACAUACACGCACACACGUAAGCAAACAUAACCAUACUCAAGCAUACACAUGUCAGAGUUUCAAACAAACACACUAGUGGAGUUUUUCUUUUCUCUUUACACAACAUGCUAGUCCUUCCCUAUAUUUGCCUGGAUUGAAUUAGAAGGGGUACGUAGCUGGUUUGUUGGGUAGGGGCAAGAGCUAUCUAUUUAGGAGACAGUCUAACGAAUGUGACAGAGAAUGUGUACUGAGUGCUUUGAUUGAAUUCAGGCAAAUAAUGACAACUGAUGAACAAAACGAUCAAAAAUUUAAAUGAACGAAUAUGUGCAAUUUACCCAAACUCUUACCCCACCAUCUCUCCCACUAUCUUGCUGGAGAGGAUGUAGUCACUUUUUUACACUUGGGCAUUUUGAAUCAGCGAUUUUUUUAGAUCAAAGAAAAUGAAAUUAAAAACAGUGUUCUCUUAUAUACGUCUAUUAAAAUAUAACUAUAUAUUCAAUAUUUAAGGUGGUUAUAAUAGCCGAGUAUGUAAGCAUUUUCUAGAAACUUUGACUACUGUUUCCUGACCUGCAUUAGGUGGUGCCUAGCGUAAAGGCAGUUACUCUACCCUAUGUGAGCUCGUUAGCUCAGACCCAAUAUGAUUUAGGUUAACUAAUGAAUAUGAAUACUGGUCACAGAAAAGAGUAGUCCGAAGGCCAUCACUCUUUCCCUCACAGUCUCACACCAAACAACACAAUCGUCACUUAUGUAUCACAGAAACACAGUUCAGUAAGUAGAAGAUAUACACAUAUUUAGUCCACAAAAACAAAAAAAAAGUUUCCUGUAUUCUUUCUAAUCUAUCCUCAAGAUGGAUUCAACACAAGCAGACUGUCUGUGAACUUAGAGCAGAGUGGCAGUACUCACAUGGUGACAGUGUUCAUUAGUAAUUCUCUUGUGGGCAUGAGAGCGACGAGUGUGGGGGGAAAACCGUUUCACCACAACACAGCCACGUCAAAAGGAAAAUACCGGUGUUUUUUCACUUUUUGCAUCAUUUUUUUUGUAUUGCACCUGUAUUUUACAUUAUCCACAGGCCAUUUUACUUUGCAUGGCUUUUGUCGGCCAUGAUUUGGUGUGAGAUCCCUUUAACUGACCUUGGUGUCAAGAGACCAAGAGAAAAUGCAAACAAGAUGUGAAAGACAACCAAAUUAUAUUGUUCUAGCUGAUGAGCUUUGAUUCUGAAUGUUACUGUGCUUGAGUGAGGUUAUUCUGUCAGGUUUGUGUAGAUAAAUAGAAGCAGGAACGUUUGAUCGUAUCAAUAUGUUUGUGAUCCAAGUAGCUGCAAAAAGUAACUCUGAAAAAAUGCCAAACAACACAACCAUGGACUGAACAAUGGUCUAGGCGGGUCUGCAGAGAUAUAACACAGAUGAGCAAAAACUCAAGAGCACCGGUAUUAUUCUUCAGUCUAGUGCACAGAUAGAAGCUCCCUGAGUAAAUGAGGUCAAAGUUUUGCAUAUCAGCGGAAUACAUGGGCUCUACAGUAACAACAUGCAUAGAGCAGAUUAAGAGGACUGCAGUUCCUGAAGGCUGAACAUUUAAAGCUGACUUAGAGUCAGGUAUGUGAGCAAUGAUAUCUGGCAAUGUUAAAAUUAUCAUUGAUCCUUUGAGGAGAAAGGUUACCAGUUCCUCCAGCUUUUAUAAAUGCUCUUCAAUUUUAUUUAAAACCCCUCUGUUCUCUUAAGAGCUUCCCAGAAACUUUGAACUCCUGCCCUAUCAAAAGAUGACUGUACAACAUCAAGCCUGCAAAUAAGUGUCAUAAUUAUACUUCUGUUUACAACAGAAAGGUAUUUAUUUAUUUGCUUCAGAUCUGUUUGGCACUAUCACGAAAAUAGCAUUUCUCAAAAUAUCCCCAACCCAAUUGCAUGAAAAUUAUUUAUGGCACCCUGAUGAAACAUUAAGGCCAACCUGUCUCGUUGAAAUGUCUGUUACAGACCAGACUUGAGAUUUACCAUGGGGAGAGCUAAUGUCUUUCAAUAUCAAGACAUCUGCACAUGAUAAUAGAUUGAAUAAGGUCAACUAUAUUCAAGACAUUUUGCUUUUGCUUUUCUAAAUGACGCUGUGUUAGCCAAAGAGGACGAUCUCUUUGAAAGGAUUACAUUAGAGAUAAAUCUAUUUUUAUACAUACAAAAGAACAAGACCUUGUGCUGAAUUUUUACAGAUUCUUAAGCUUGGAAAAAUUGGGACAUCGCAUGGCUUUAUUUUAAACCCUCUGAUCUUUGCAGAGCAAGGGGGAACAAGCAUGCGGUGUAUGGGUGGGGAUUUAGGGAGGGGGCGAAGGAACAUUGUAUCUCACACAAACCUAACCAUUCAACCACAUCAAAACGACGAACUUAACAAAAACAAAUUUGAUGUAAAAAAAAAAUUAAAAAAAAAAGGUAAAAUCAAACAGUUGGGGGUGUUACCUCACAGACACAUCUAUACCUUUGAGUGCUUAGACACACUCACAUCUCUUGUCCUGAAGUUGUGUACAGUGUUGCUUCAAUGAUGGUGCAGUGAAGUGAAGUUAAGUUCUUUGACUUGAGAAUCCCAGACAAAGCCGCAGUGAGACCAGCUCAUUGCCAAGCUGAAAAACUGAAUAGCUGCUUGCAAAUAAAAAUGUAAAACGCAGACUCAAACAGUUUCACCAAUUAAUAAUGGACAUUGAGCAUGAUUCUUUAUGAUUAUAUGGAUUUGAUUUUUGCCAAAGAAUUGCUUUGCAAGUCAGUACCAAGAAGGAUAAUUAAGACUAACUAUAUUAUUCCCUGAGUAAUUGCUGUACAAAUCUAUGUUAUUUAUUGAAUAAGGACCCUCUACAAUUUCAGUUGUCAUUACUUUUAAAUAUCUAAGUUGCGCAUAUCAGUUUGCAUUUGUAAAUCCUAAAACCACUAAACCAAAUGCUAACAUGAAACAGUUGCAAGCAUUCCCAUUUGCACACAUUCCAUGCAGACACCGAAUGAUGAAAAAAGGCAUAUCAAAAAUAAAUUAUGAUGAAUGAAUUCACCUCUUGACAAAGGAAAAAUCGUUUGCAUCCAUAUAAUGUAUUUCCCUCGGCAUUUAUAUCAUCUGCUUCGUCUUGUGACCAAUUCAAACCUUCAAAACCAUUAACAUUGCACCGCUUCAAAUACUUACUCUGGCAUCUUUUAAUCAGACUCAUACUGUUUCAUCCCCUGAAAUACUCUGAAUGAUUGUCGCUGGUAUGCCCAGAGCUGACCACAUAAAGGACUAAUCUAGCUAUUUUGGGUCGAGCAAUUUGCAAGAGAUAGCAGAGUAUAGGACUGAGCACUUGAUGAGACCAGUGAUAGACGUUAGGAACAACCAAGAUAACAGGCCAUGUUGAACUGCAGCUGGAGUCGUUUACCCAGCCAUGUCCGAUGUAGUACAGUCAACCCACAAACCAAACACCCACAGCCCAAAACAACAACCUUUCAUACACAGUCUAUACAAAGACCUACACCUAAUGUAGAGCGAAGGACCAUGGCAGGAAACAGUACUACACUGCUUGAGCAACAACAAUAAUCAUUUAAAAAGACAAAAAAACUUUCCUAUGGAACAGUAAGUGCAAUGUGCUUUGUUUUUAUAUUGACUGAGAACAAAUGAUAUAUAUUUUUUAAAAAAGAAAUUAAACGUCACACUGAAAAGGUUUGCGGAAUAGUGAAAGGAGCAAAAGUUCAGACAAAAACAUAAAAAAUGAACAGACUCAUUAAUAAAAAAAAUGAGAGCUCUGAUCUAGAAAUUUCCAUUAUCACUUCCUCAGCCCCUAAUUUGUGCUCUGACCAUGCAAGCUCAAACAAACUGCAUAUCUGGCUGACUUAAUAGAGCAAUUCUCAAUGACCUUGAAAGGAAUACUGUCUAAUAUAUCAUCAGUUUUAGCCCAUGUCAAUUUCAAAUAUCAUUUUUUUCCUGUAAUUUAUUGAUUUCAUUUACAUAUCAAGACUCACUUGUUAAAUUAGCGUAUUUGUGUUGUUGAUGUUGCCAUAGAGAACACACAUGGGUCAAAGAUUAUGUUUGGUUGCAUUGAUUGGGUACAGUUUGUUAUUUUUCUUCCAUUAUUUAAUUAGUUGCAGUUUUUACAGUGUAUGCAGAUUUUAGACUUAGUUAGAUUUUUUUAUUUCAAUCAAACUGUGUUCAAUUGUGUUUGUAAAAGUCUGUGGUAGCUUUUGUUGCAACAUAAAAUAAUUUAAACAGAAAAAAUUCAAAAUAGCGCCAACAAACUUGUAUUAUUUGGGCGACUUUAAGCUUGUAGUUUUAACUUAUUGUUAACUUAAAAACUAUUUAUUAUGAUUAUUAUUAUUGCCUCGUAUAAAGUAUGUUUUGUGUAUAUUUAUGGUUUAUUUCAUUAUAUUUGCAAGUUUAAAAGAUUUUAAGUUUGCCAAAAUUGUGGUUACACCAUUUCGUUUCUUAAAAGGGGGACAAAUAGAAAAACAGUUUUUAGAAGUACGAUUUGGAAACGUUCUCCAUAGUCAAAGAAUGCACUGCUAUAUUUAACUAAUUGAAGUGUAUAAACAUACAUGCUGUGUGCUAGAUGUUAUGCCUUUACUGCCUGUGUUCUGUUUGUCUUGUUAAAUGAAAAUCUUUUAAUUAUUUAAUCUAAUCACAGUCUUGUUUUUCAACCACUCUGUGAACCCCUGAGACAUGGGACAGCUCCUGUAGUGAGGCUUUGGUCCACUUGAGGGUCCAACAUUUAGCCAGUAACAGAGACGUCCUGGGUUUGAUAUGCUCUCAAGAUGCUUUCCUGUUUAUGCUAAUGGGUUGAUUUAUAUAUAUAUAUAUAAAAAAAGGAUAUUAAGGGUUCUGUUUCUGUAAAAGCAUUGUAAUACUGAGAUCAUCUGUAUCAAUACCAAUAUCAAUAUCAAUUUGUGCUACUGAAACAAUGUUCUUUGGAAACCCAGCCAAGAGUUCUGGCAAAAUAUUAGAGCUCAGACAAGCUGCAGGAAGGUUUUCUUGGGAGUCUCUAGGGUAGUAAAGGGGUGAGUGGUCCUUCUGUUUCUCAACCAACUGUAUUUUGUGUCUAUUUAUUUAGAAGAGGGGACGCAGUAACUUAGUGAUGUUUUUCUUACAUUUUCCUGGAAUGGUAGAACAAAUCAAAGGUGAAAAUGAUCAAAACAGUUCUGCUGACACCAAUAUCAGUGGAAGAAAUACAAAAUCUCAUACUUCCAAACAUGACCAAAUGAACAAUGUCAAAAUUAAACAAAGAAAAAAAAAACCUUUCAGUUUAGUCUAGGAUAUUUAUUACUGGGAUUUCAGCUGAAGACGCUUGAAGACUUUUUCAUGGAAUUGUUUAAUUAUUUGUACUUUACAUGCCAGAAAAAAAUAAA